Molecule: messenger RNA, 948 nt
Organism: Suillus fuscotomentosus
Lineage: Eukaryota; Fungi; Basidiomycota; Agaricomycetes; Boletales; Suillaceae
Exons: 1
Coding region: 1-948 (315 amino acids)
Source: RefSeq, a predicted model, not a curated record
AUGCCCAGACUCGUUGCAGAUCCCAAUCUCGAACAAUGCCCGGAUUAUUCCUCCGAGGUUUUUGAACCUUGCCGUGCCCCGCUACUUAGUAACGACUUGGACGACACUCAAGCAGCUGCCACAUUGCGUACCUUCUGGCAUGCGACGAACUCAGCCUUGAAAGUCCAAUGGCAACUUCAGCUGGAGUCCGACGCAUUGGAAGCGCAGAAACAACAAUGUUUAGUAGAUGAAGCCGCCGCUCAAGAUCUGGCAGCCAAAAAGCUACAGGACAGCAUUAUCGCCGAAGAAGAUAGGAAGAAGAACCGCAUACACCAAAUCAUCAUUCCAGAUCGCCCGCGCCCCAAGUGGGCCACUGAUGAAGUCCUUGUCGCGGAUUUCGCCUUACGAAAAAUUGACAAGGCUCAAUUCGUAGAACUAUACUACUGGACUAACAAAGGACUCGCUGAUGCAAGGGUAAAUUAUCGUACUUCGGACGACGACAGCAUGGUUGCCACUGCGGGUGUGGAUGGUUCCGCUACAUGGAUAUCUGCGAGCGCCGCUCGCCCUGCCGCGGGUGUGAUUCCAGACCACCUUCUCACUCCACUCGACUUCUCUAGAGCCAUUCCGCGCUUUAUCGCCUCUCUCGAACAACGGGGUUGGCCUGACUCCCGUGUCGUGAUGCUAGCCAACUUCUUUGGUGCCCUCAUGUUACAUAAGUACUGGACUUCGGAGGAUGCGCUGGAGACACGCGCUCUACUCACUUAUCAAGAAGAACAGCGUCGUGCGUGGCACCAGGCCAUUCCUCAGCCGGCAGGGGCCUGGAACAUCUCCAUUCUCGACAAUUCUGAGUUAUCAAGUGUCUACGAUCAGCUCUAUCAUGCCGAACGAGUACGGGUAAAUCAGGAGUUUGAUUUGAAGGUCCGUAGCUUCCUUUCUCAAAUUAUCGUUGUACUAAUGUUCUUCGUUUAA